GGUCCGAAGAAAGAAUGGAUGCAGCAAAUUGCAGAUUUCCCAAACUGAGCGUUCAGUGGCUGUUGGCUGUCUUCAUAUAUCUGUUAACCUGGGGCUCCCCAGGAGUUCAUGGGUACUUCUUGAGGAGCUCCUCCAGGUGUAUGCUCAUUCCAAGAAGUAUGGCCUUGUGCUACGACAUUGGAUAUUCAGAGAUGCGCAUCCCCAACCUGCUGGAACAUGAGACUAUGGCAGAGGUGAUCCAGCAGUCUUCUAGUUGGCUGCCCUUGCUAGCCAGAGAGUGCCACCCAGAUGCCAGGAUCUUCCUCUGCUCACUCUUUGCACCUAUCUGCUUGGACAGGUUCAUCUACCCCUGCCGGAGACUGUGUGAAGCUGUUAGGAACAGCUGUGCUCCAAUCAUGGCUUGCUAUGGCUACCCAUGGCCUGAAAUCCUGAACUGCAACAAAUUCCCUGCAGAUCACAACUUAUGCAUUUCAACAAUCACUGAUGAAAGCACUUCGAGCAGGAGAACAGUGCCCCGAGCCAGCUGUAGGGACUGUGAGCUCGAGGAAGCCAGCACCGCCAAGGAGAUACUGGAAAACAUCUGUGCCAAUGAUUUCACUGUGAAAAUCAGAAUCUCCAGGAAGAACACGACCUCCACCAUCUCUGCUUUUGACCUGGACUCCAAGCUAGAGGUUUUGAAGCACGGCCCCCUCCUCUGGGUGGAAAUCCACCCAAAACUGCAGCACUGGCUGGACCUAGAUGCCACCUGUGUUCACAACAUCAUGAGAGGUACACACACAGGAGUCUAUGUCAUCAGUGGAGAGGUGCAGAAUGACAAGGUGGUUGUAAACAAGGCCUAUGCAUGGCACAAGAAGAACAGGAACCUGCAGCUGGCUGUGCGGCGAUGGAAACAUCACCGGUGCCGUGCAUAG
Mauremys mutica (yellowpond turtle) is the source of this 911-nucleotide messenger RNA. RefSeq names its product secreted frizzled-related protein 5-like. Gene Ontology annotation, biological process: canonical Wnt signaling pathway; negative regulation of canonical Wnt signaling pathway; non-canonical Wnt signaling pathway. The record is from RefSeq and is a predicted model, not a curated record. The coding region runs from base 15 to 911 and encodes 298 amino acids. Lineage: Eukaryota; Metazoa; Chordata; Testudines; Geoemydidae. The transcript has 4 exons. Gene Ontology annotation, molecular function: Wnt-protein binding.